Messenger RNA from Vicia faba (fava bean), 666 nucleotides. Lineage: Eukaryota; Viridiplantae; Streptophyta; Magnoliopsida; Fabales; Fabaceae. The record is from the annotation of a GenBank genome assembly.
AUGGCCAAAAAUUUACAUGGUCAUCCUAUUGCAAGUCGGUUAAACGUGGAAGAAAAGAAACUUGUUUAUGAGAUGAUAAAUGACAUGGUCCUUCCAAAAGAUAUUCUUACGACUUUAAAAAAACGAAGGCCAGACAAUGUGACUACUAUCAAACAUAUUUAUAAUACUAUUCGCAAUUAUAAAAAGUCUAAAAAAGAAGCUGAUGGUGUCGUCAAAGAAUAUCAUCCAGAAAUCUCUAUUAAGGAAGAGAUGGAAGCAGUUCAGGCUUGGUUUGACAGUGCUGAUUACAAUACAAUGAUAUAUAUUAAAGAUCGGCUGAGUCAAAUAGCCUUUCUAGAAAUGACUUCACCGUGUCCAUCUCCAGAGAAGGGUAAUGGAAACCUACCAGUCUUUAAAGAAGAGACUUCACUGUGUCCAUCUUUAGACUUGGACUUGGGUAAUGGAAACCUACCAGCCUUUCGAGAAACGACUUCACUGUGUCCAUCUCUUAACUUGGGUAAUGGAAACCUACCAGCCUUUCAAGAAAUGACUUCAUCUAGUCCAUCUCUAGAGAAGGAUAAUGGAAACCUACCGGUCUUUUCAGAAAGGACUCCAUCGUGUCCAUCUCUAGACUUGAGUAAUGGAAACCCUCCACUUGCUUAUGAUUUUGAAACUUCGUUAAUGUGA